Molecule: messenger RNA, 960 nt
Organism: Closterium sp. Naga37s-1
Lineage: Eukaryota; Viridiplantae; Streptophyta; Zygnematophyceae; Desmidiales; Closteriaceae
Source: the annotation of a GenBank genome assembly
AUGACGGCCGCGGCGGACGCUAUGGCGAACGCCAGCGGACCCGCCAGCAACCUGCGGCGAAAUCGCCAGCGGCCCGCCAACGAAAUCGCCAGAGCGUUCGCCCACGCACCUGCGACCCUGCCGUCGGACCCGCCGACGAGCACGCCAGCCAGCUCGCCAACCGACGCACCCGCCAGCUUGCCCACCGACGCACCCGCCAGCUCGCCAACCGACGCGCCAGCUGGACACGCCGAGGCCGCCUGCACUGGAGCCUGCGCACCCAGUCCGCGCAACCCAUCUGCGCAACCCGCCCGCUCGCCCGCCCCCUGCCCUCUCCCCCACCGUCGCGACUGUUCGCAGGUGCAGCGGCGGUCGCUUUGGGGGGGAGAGGGAGGAGGGGAAGGGAGUGGCGGCGGAGCACUGUGGGGGGGAGGCGAAAAGGGGAAAAGGGGUGACGGCGGGACGUCCGCCAGCAUCAGCACCAGCACUGACACCAGGCACCCGCACCAGCGCCAGCCGCCAGCAGCUACACCGCCAGCAGAGAGACCCCGCCGGCAGCUUCACCGCCAGCAGAGAGACCCCGCCAACAGCUACACCGCCAGCAGAGACCCCGCCAGCAGCUACUCCGCCAGAAGAGGCCCCGCCAGUAGCUACACCGCCAGAAGAGGCCCCGCCAGCAGCUACACCGCCAGCAGAGACCCCGCCAGCAGCUACACCGCCAGCAGAGGCCCCGCCAGCAGCUACACCGCCAGCAGAGACCCCGCCAGCAGCAACACCGCCACCAGAGAGACCCCACCAGCAGCUACACCGCCAGCAGAGACCCCGCCAGCAGCUACAUUGCCAGCAGAGACCUCUGCCAGUGUCGCCGAUUCUGUAGGGACUGCCGUGGGUGGGGCAGGGGUGUGGAGGAAGAAAGGGGAGAAGGGGGUGCGGUCCCAAGGGGCGGCUGUUAUGGGGGGUGAGGUUAAGAGGGGUGGUUGA